Messenger RNA from Haliotis rufescens (red abalone), 1506 nucleotides. Its product is annotated as GTPase IMAP family member 4-like. NCBI's taxonomy places the organism in Eukaryota, Metazoa, Mollusca, Gastropoda, Lepetellida, Haliotidae. The transcript is spliced from 4 exons. Gene Ontology annotation, molecular function: GTP binding. The coding region runs from base 66 to 1427 and encodes 453 amino acids. The record is from RefSeq and is a predicted model, not a curated record.
AGACGGACUCGGUGAGCAAGGUGCCCUACGUUGACUGCUGCUACUGCAUAGAAGACACCCUGACAAUGGACGACGAGACGGAGAAUUUUGAACUGGAGUCCAAAGAUAGCGACUAUGAUGACGGUUUUGCAAAAGAACUCUACAGCAAGAGGAGUUUUGUCCGAGAUGAAAUGAGGAUUGUCCUGAUAGGGAAGACGGGAUCUGGGAAGAGUGCCACGGGUAACACUAUCACAGGGCAGAAGACGUUUGAGUCCAAGUUGAGCGGAUCUUCCAUUACAGCCAGAUGUAAAGAAGUCAUGUUCAAGAGAUCUGACAGACACAUUCUGGUCGUGGACACCCCUGGGUUGUUUGAUACACACGCAUCUAAGGCCGAUACAACUAAGGAAAUCAAGAGAUGUGUGCUGCUGACAUCACCGGGCAUCCAUGCUGUGUUUCUUGUCACCAAAAUUGGGAGGUUUACAGAAGAAGAGAAUAAAACUGUAAACUAUUUCAAGAAGGUGUUUGGAGAGGGACUGAAGGAUUACCUCAUGGUUAUCUUCACUGGCAAGGAUGACUUGGAUGCAGAGGAGACCACCGUGGAGAACUAUGUGAAGACGGCUCCACCAGAGCUUCAGCGGGUGCUGGCAGAAUGCAACAACAGAUACAUGACUCUCAAUAACAGGGCGUCAAAAGAGGAGAAGGAAGCAUUUGUAAAACAACUCAUUGCCAACAUUGACGAAAUGGUACAAUCCAAUGGCGGUAAAUGUUACACAACUGUUAUGUUCAAGAAGGCAGAAGCCAUAGUGAAGAAACGAGAGGAGGAAGAAAGGAGGAAGCUGGAGGAAGCGAAGAGAGAAGAACGAGAAGCAGUUGCGCGCAGCAUCAAGGAAAAGUAUGAUGGCGUGUUGCAGGAUCAGGACAUCAAGAUGCAGGGUCUGCAGAAUCACCUGCAGGUGGUGCAGGAGGCGGGCAAAGAGGAACAGAAAAAGCAUCAGCAGGCAGUGGAACAUCUGAAACAAAAACUCGACAGAACUGAAGCUGAGAGAAAGCAAAUUGAGGUUGAUAGAAGGAAGUGGGAGGAAGAGAGGAGGAAGGAGAUGGAGAAGAAAGAGGAGGACAGGAACAAGGCAAUGAUUAUGAUGAUGGACAAGAUGGAGGAAGAUAGAAAGAAGAGAGAACUUGAAAUGGAGAAAAAGAUGAAACUAUUUGAGAAUGAAAGGAAGAAGCGGGAGGAAGAUGCAAGGCUGAGGGAAGCUGAGAGGGAAAAAGAAAGAGAAAAACAGAGGCUGGAACUUACGCAGCUUGAGAAAGAGAGACAAAAGGAGCUUACAAAUAUGAGAGAAGAACAGAAAAAGCAACAGGAUAUUUUUCAACGAAGACUUGAUGAACAGGCAAGGGAAAAUGCAAGAAAAUGGUCUGGAGAUGGACGCUCCUGUCCCAUCCUGUGAACACGUCAUUCUGAUCUGUAUCAGUGGACGCUCCUCUUGCUGGUAUCCAAUGCAAGUCCCACACAGUAUACAUAAGACU